Molecule: messenger RNA, 6664 nt
Organism: Monodelphis domestica (gray short-tailed opossum)
Lineage: Eukaryota; Metazoa; Chordata; Mammalia; Didelphimorphia; Didelphidae
Gene: LIN54
Product: lin-54 DREAM MuvB core complex component
Biological process (GO): regulation of DNA-templated transcription
Cellular component (GO): nucleus
Source: RefSeq, a predicted model, not a curated record
GAAGGGGCGGAGGAGGGGGAGGCCGCAGAGCCGCUGCGGGCCCGCGCCGUGCCGUGCCGUGCUGCCGUCGCGCCGUCGCGCCGCCGCGCCUCUGAUGACGAUGUGAAAAUGGCGGAUCUUUCGAAAUCCAAUCCCGGCCCCUGACAUCCCGGCGGCGGCGGCGGCGACAGCGGAGGAGGAGCCGGGCCGCUCCGCGAGCUGCUGGCCCGGGCCACCGGAGAUCCCGCGGCCCGAGCUGCCCGGAGUACUGAUCAUCAGCUUCCAGAGGGAAGAAUUAUCAUGGAGGUGGUGUCAGCUGAGGUGAACAGCUUACUUCCAGAGGAGAUCAUGGACACUGGUAUAACUUUAGUGGAAGAUGAUAGUAUUGAGGCUGUUAUUGUUUCAUCCCCAAUGGGAGAUUCAAUUCCCAUGGAAACAGACCUGCAAGAAAUUGUCAGCAUAAAUUCAUCUAGUGAUUCUGCAAGCACAGCCAUGUCUAUUACCACAGAACCAGUCACAGUGUCUAGUAACCACACUAACAAAGUUGUUGGGAAUACUUUAGUUGCAAAAACGGAUUUGAAUACUGUAAAAACAGCCUUUCCAAGUGGCCUUCAAAAACUUGGUGCCCAGACACCUGUGACUAUAUCAGCCAAUCAGAUUAUUUUAAACAGAGGAUCUCAGACAUCUGAUCUUAAACUUGGCAAUCAAACAAUUAAACCAGAUGGACAGAAGUUAAUUGUAACAACUUUGGGCAAGUCAGGCCCACCAAUUGUUUUAGCACUCCCCAAUAACCAGCUGCCCCAAACUCAGAAAACCACAUCUCAGACACAGUCUGGAGACUCUAAAGUGCAAUCUCAGCAAAUUAAAGUAGUUACUAUUGGAGGAAGGCCAGAGGUGAAACCUGUCAUUGGUGUUUCAACACUGACACCUGGAAGUCAACUGAUUAAUCCUACAGCUCAGCCUUCUGUUUUACAGACUCAACAACUAAAAACAGUGCAGAUUGCUAAGAAGACAAGAACACCAACUUCUGGUCCAGUGAUCACCAAGUUAAUCUUUGCAAAACCAAUUAAUAGUAAAGCAGUUACAGGACAGACAACUCAAGUAUCACCAGUCAUUGCAGGGAGGGUUCUAUCACAAUCUACUCCAGGAACUCCCCCAAAGACCAUAACAAUAUCUGAAAGUGGAGUUAUUGGAUCAACUCUCAAUUCUACAACACAGACACCAAACAAAAUAGCCAUCUCACCUCUGAAAUCUCCCAAUAAGGCAGUGAAGUCAGCUUUGCAGACCAUCACUGUUGGAGGAGUGAGUACAUCUCAGUUUAAGACUAUUAUUCCUCUGGCAACUGCCCCUAAUGUUCAACAGAUACAAGUGCCUGGAAGCAAGUUUCAUUAUGUUCGACUUGUUACAGCUACAACUACAGCUACCACCAGUAGUUCAGCCCAACCAUCUAGUCAGAAUCCCAGUGCAAACACUCAGCCUCUUCAGCAAGCAGCAAAACCAGUAGUGGUCAAUGCAGCCCCUGUUCGGAUGUCAGUUCCAAUCGUUUCAGCACAAACUGUCAAACAAGUUGUUCCCAAACCAAUCAGUACAGGCUCACAAAUAGUUACCACUAGCCAGCCCCAACAACGGCUCAUUAUGCCAGCCACUCCACUGCCACAAAUCCAGCCGAACCUCACUAACCUCCCCCCAGGAACUGUUCUUGCACCAGCCCCUGGGACAGGCAAUGUGGGCUAUGCAGUCCUCCCAGCUCAAUAUGUCACUCAGUUACAGCAAUCUUCUUAUGUGUCGAUAGCAAGCAACACUAGUUUUACUGGGACGUCUAGUAUACAGACCCAGGCAAGACUUCCAUUCAAUGGGAUAAUCUCAUCAGAAUCUGCAAACAGGCCCAGAAAGCCCUGCAAUUGUACAAAGUCACUCUGUUUGAAAUUAUACUGUGAUUGCUUUGCAAAUGGUGAGUUCUGCAACAACUGCAAUUGCAAUAAUUGUUUUAAUAACUUGGAACAUGAAAAUGAAAGGCAAAAAGCAAUAAAGGCAUGUCUUGACAGAAAUCCUGAAGCAUUUAAGCCCAAGAUAGGGAAAGGAAAGGAAGGAGAAUCUGAUCGCCGUCAUAGCAAGGGCUGUAACUGUAAACGGUCAGGAUGUCUUAAAAAUUACUGUGAAUGUUAUGAGGCGAAAAUAAUGUGUUCCUCCAUAUGCAAAUGCAUCGGAUGUAAGAAUUUUGAAGAGAGCCCUGAACGAAAGACAUUGAUGCAUUUGGCAGAUGCAGCUGAAGUCAGAGUACAACAGCAAACAGCAGCGAAAACUAAGCUGUCCUCUCAGAUUUCUGACCUCCUAACAAGACCAGCACCCACCUUAACUAGUGGAGGGGGAAAAUUACCAUUUACAUUUGUGACCAAGGAAGUAGCAGAAGCAACAUGUAACUGUCUUCUUGCCCAGGCUGAGCAGGCAGACAAGAAGGGAAAGUCAAAAGCAGCAGCUGAGCGGAUGAUCCUGGAGGAGUUUGGACGAUGCUUAAUGAGAGUCAUCAACUCUGCAGGAAAGGCCAAGAGUGACUCUUCUGCCAUGAAUUGCUAACUAUUGCACAAAAAUGAACAGUGAGGAACACUUAUGGCAAAGGGACGCUGGGUUUUUCAGGAGAGAAAAACAUGACUGCAUUGUGAAUUCAGUGCUCAUUUUAAAAAGUGCUAGAAUUCAUAAUACUGAAAAAGAAGACAUUUUUAAUGAGGAAUUCGUUCUUUUAAAUUAGGUAAACCUACUUAGAACUCUCUAAAUUUGAAUUUUUCUUGUGUUGUUUUACUUUUGAAUUUAUUUGCUUGAGUUUCUUAGAAUUAGAUCGUCUGUCAUUCUGAUUUCUUUUACCUGAAGAGCAUUUAUAAAUUAUCUGUUAUUUAUAGUGAAUAGUCUUGCAUCACUUUAUUCAAAUGGAAGUUGAAGAAAUAUUGGUGAGAAAUACUUAUUUGGUCAAAGGCUUGAUCUUAGAACAUCCAUUUAAACUAAUUCUGAAGAAAAAUUCUCAAGAAACUAUUUUGUUACAGACAUGUCAGUACUACCUUUUAAAAAUCAGCUCUGUCAGAUAAAGAGUGGAGUAAUGCCCUGUUGCCACUUUUUAAGUGUGAGAAGGAUAAUAAUCCACCGGUACAGCUUUUAAAAUGAAUAUAAAUUUGUUUUUAAAAAGAUCUUAUAAUGUAUUAAUAAAAAUUGUAAGCUAAAUAUCAGAGGAUGGGUAAUAUAUUUCUGUAUAAUGGGACUGAUUAACAAGUGCUCUGGGAUUUCCCUAGUUUCUUUUUCAAAGGGGUGGUUAUAGAUUUAGAACAAGAAUAAAUGGUCAGUAUGUUUCCUAGAUAUUAAUAUGGAAAUACUAGACAUGAUUAAAAGUGAACAUCUGUUCAUGUCACAAACUAGUCAUAUUUACAUGUGUUCAUCAAGUAUAUCUUUUGCUGAGGGUUGACAGAUCUAAAUAUCAAUACUUCUGAAUAUUUGUCUUUUCUCUGUGGAAAGAGAACUUUUCAAACAACUUUUUGAACACUGAUCUGUCGAUCUGUUUUACAGAUGUGUAUGCCUCCUAACAAAGCUAUUGUAAUUUGUGUUUCUUUUAAAAGAUAAAUUUAAUAUGACAGAUGUUUUUAUCCAAGAUGUUCUAGUACGUUGGUAAAGAAUCAGGAUUAUUAUCUAAACCAAGUCUAUCAUUAAGAAAUGGUAGCAUGAUGCCUGAAGGUCUGAUUUUUUUCAUAGAAUUACUAAAAACAUAAAAAUCAUUUUCUGUAACUCAAAACCCUUUUUUAUUUAAGGAUCUGGUUCAAUAGAACUCUAGGUUUUAUGAAAAGAAAUAACCAUGUUGGAAUUCAGCCAUUUUUUAAGCUAGCUUACCUCCUCGGUAAUUAUUACAUGUACAUGAUUGUUAUAUUUCUUACAAUGGAAUCUGUAGCAUGUGUGAAGUACAUACAUAUGUGUGAGCAUGUCCACUCAACAGAUAGAAGAUAGACAUUAAAUAAUCCUUAAGGGGAUAAUCCGUUAUUCAUUAAAGUAUCUUCUUUUUCUUAGUUGGACUUUCAAAAUUACAGUGCAGUAACUUUAAAUAUAGAUAGUGCAACUAUUCUUAUUAGCACAUCAAACUAGUAUGUUCAAUUUAAAUUUGUAUAAAUGUAAAUUAGUGUAAGUGGAUAAAAUAAUACAUAAUCAAGUUAUUUUUAAAAAGAUUACAGUAAUUUUUUGUCUACAACUAAAUCUCUGUGUUCAUUUUGUACAUAUUCUAUGUUUGAUUCUAAUUGCACCUUUGUGAUGUGUAUUUAUAUAUAUGUAUGCAGAAAAUGUUUGUGAAAUUUGGUUUAUAAUUGUAGAUUAUGUAUGAUGGCAUUGUUGAGAAUGUUUUUCUUCUAAAGAGUUGAAGGUGCAAUCAAUUGCUUUUAGUUUCUCUGGUUUUUCAACAAGCUAUCAAAAGUAUUAAGAUUUUUUUCCUCCCCAUAUAGUACUUCAUAAAUGUUUUCUUUUGUAUUUAGCCAUUUGCCUCAAAUUGCUCAAUAAGAUUAAUAAUCACACUCAUUCAAUUAUUUUAAAAAAGAAUAUUUGGGGUGGGCUGGGUAUAUCAUUUUCUAGUUCUAUUUACAUCCAAAAGUAGAAAAGAAUAAAUUUAUAUUUACUAGAGCUAUUCAGAAAAUACACUUUUCUAUAUUGUAAAAAUAAAGCAGCAAGAUAAAUCAUAAGGAAAAAUAAACAUUUAUACUAUUCUGUAAAAAAAAUUUUGAUUUUGCAUUUUUCUUUAGUUUCUUUAAAAAUACUAUAUUUUUAUUACAUUUGACAGUUUAAUAGGUAAUAAAGCUUUAAAAUAUGUAGGUGAUAUUUAUUAAAAGUAAAAAUAGCUUUUACUUUUUAAAGGAACCCACAAGUCAAAAUCUAUCACUUUGCUUAAUUCUUUAAAUCAGAUUAUUGAUUGUGAAAAUUAUGAUCAUUGUCUUUUUGGCUUUUUCCCCCCCCAAAUGAUAAAACUCACAAUUUUAGUGUUUUCUAAAUUGUGAUAGCCUUAUUAAGUACCUUGGUGCCCCUUUCUCUUACAAACUAAUGUACCUUCCCAAUAUCUUUGUGAUGAAGAAUCUACUUUUUUUACCCUUAACAUACCAGAGGCUACAAAAGACAAAUCACUGCUAAAGCUUGCAUUCUUAGGGUUAUUUCCUAGUCACUAAAUAUACAAUCUCCUAAUAAAUAAUCAUCAUUAUUUUUCCUGAAUCUUUUCUUCCCAUUUCCUUAAUUAAGGGAGCAAUCUGUGAUUUGGAUGGUAGACAAUGGUUCAAAUGAUUUUGAGCUGUAUAUUAUAACUCUAUGGGGUAUUUUUAAGUACCUACAUCUUCCCCUGAAUGAUGUAUUUUAUUAAAAGACUUAAAAACCUUUUGGAGUUUCAUUGCAUAAUAUUGUUAAAUGAGUUUGACAGCAGCACCAUUCUUGCACAUCUUAAUUUGGAGUUGAAAUAUUAAGUACAUCAUAAUGACUCCGUGAAGUAUAGCUUGACCUGGCUGAGACUAAGUGAAGCUUGGGCCCAAGCCUAAGAUUUUUACAAUCAUGACCCCUUUUACUUUUUUUCCUUUGAACAAAUAAGCAAAGUAAAGCAAAACAAAUUCCCACUUUGGCCAUGUCCAAAAAAUAGAUAUCUCAAUCUACACCUCAGUUCAUGAUCUGUGUCAGUGUGUCAAGAGGUAGACAGUAUGUUUUUCCUUGAGCCCACUGGAAUCAUUUUGAAAGUUUUUCAAAGUUGUCAUUAUGGUGUGGUUUUUAUUAUAUAAAUUGUUCUCUUGGUCCUGCCUAUUCCACUCUGCAUUAGUUCAUACAGUCUUUCCAAGUCUUUCUGAAACUAUCCCAUUUUUUCCCCAUUGCAUUUACAUACCACAAUUUCUUUAGCCAUCCAGCAGUCAAUGUUUCCAAUUCUUUGUCAACAUGAAAAGAGCUGCUAUAAACAUUUCUGUAUUCAGAGUCCUUUUGCUCUUUCUUUUAUACCAGUAGAGGCAUACUAGUAGUGGUAUCACUAGGUCAAACAGUAAGCACUGUUUAAUAACUUCUGGGGCAUAGAUCCAUAUUUUCCAGAAUGACCAAACCAGUUUACAAUUCCAUUAACAGUAAGUUAAUGUACCUGUUUUCCCAUGGCCCCUCCAGCAUUUGUCAUUUCAUCAACUUUGUCAGUCUGGAGAUGAGGUGAAAUCUAGAGUUGCUUUAAAUUAAUAAUGUAUUAAUGAUUUGAAGCAAUUUUUAUGUGGCUUAUUAAUAGCUUAGAUUCUUCCACUGAAAACUACUUGUUCAUGUCCUUUUAUACAUUUAUUGAUUGGGGAAUGGGUCUUGUAAAUUUAUCUUGGAAAUGGGACCUUUAUCAGAGAAACUUGCAAAUAUUUUUCCCCCUUUGGAUAUCUGCUUUCCCUCUCAUUUUAGCUACAUUGGUUUUGUUUAUGCAGUUCUAAGUUUUAUCUUUUGGUUCUUUUUGUCUUCCAUAUCCUCCCUAUCCUAGUUUUGGGUAAUGACCCUUUUUAUAAUUCUGCUACAAAAAAUCAUGAAAUAAAGGAUGACUUAUCUUGCUAUCGUACAAUUUUGUCAGAAAAAUUACAUUAAAAAACCCAGCACUUGAUUCUCUGUUUAUUUUCUAAAUAGCACAUAGUUGCAAUUGUAACCUAAGUUUUGUUAAGUAUAAAAUAAAAUAAAUUUAUUUUCA